AUGAGAUACGAAAUGUUUAUCCCAUGGAGGGCGUGGAUGCUGCAAUGCUACCGGAAGCGAACACACAGUAGUCGGGAUUAUGUAAUUCCUAUUGGCUGUGACUAUGUAGUAAUCAACCAAGCUAAACUCAAAUGGGCAUUUGACGAUGCAGCCGCAAACAAACGCUGCAAACAACCUCCCGAUGUUCCCAGCUCCCAACGCUGGACCGCUGGAGAUGCUGGAACUUCCACGGAUCCUCUCCUGCACGCUUCCAAUCACCGUCACCAUAAUGGGCAGAAUCGGAUGCUGCUCUCCUCUCAGGGAUCCUCCUCUCGGGCCUAUCAUGCUGUAUGCAUCUCGGCGGACUUCUAG
Molecule: messenger RNA, 351 nt
Organism: Paracoccidioides lutzii Pb01
Exons: 1
Coding region: 1-351 (116 amino acids)
Source: RefSeq, a predicted model, not a curated record